Messenger RNA from Anopheles arabiensis, 2311 nucleotides. RefSeq names its product DNA repair protein XRCC1 (gene XRCC1). Lineage: Eukaryota; Metazoa; Arthropoda; Insecta; Diptera; Culicidae. The record is from RefSeq and is a predicted model, not a curated record. Gene Ontology annotation, cellular component: nucleus. Gene Ontology annotation, biological process: single strand break repair; base-excision repair; double-strand break repair via nonhomologous end joining. Gene Ontology annotation, molecular function: damaged DNA binding. Bases 103 to 2259 code for a protein of 718 amino acids. The transcript is spliced from 5 exons.
CCGUCCGUUUGUUUACGCGAAUGUCAAAAUUACGCGCCACACUGGGCAUGACUCGCCGCAAGCGCUAUUCGCGUAUUUACAGGACCAGCACGCACGGUUCAAAUGCCUUCCGUGAGUUUUAAAGCCAUUGAAUCGUUUAGCUCAGAAGAUCCGAACUAUCCCGCCUCGAAUCUUCUGAAGCCCGGCAACAAGAAAUGGAAGUGUCGAGCAGCGGGCGAACCGAAAGCCUUCGUGGUGCUACGGCUCGAAGAACCGACCCACAUCACCGGCAUUGACAUCGGGAACGAACAUUCCGCCCUGAUCGAGGUGCUGGUUGCCCGGAGCGGUCCAAGCAAUCCGGCCUUCACGGAAAUUCUGCUUGCCACCAAGUUCAUGAACCCGGUGGACAGCCGCAACUCGACCGGCACGAACGGGGUGCAGUGUUUCGGCUCUUCCGCCCUCAUACCGUCGGUGGCAGGCGAGAAGUGGGAUUUGGUGAAGAUCAUCUGCACCCAACCGUUCAACUCGCGCGUCAAGUAUGGUCUUACGUUUGUCGCGCUGCAUACCACGUCCACCGGCGGCGGGGUGGACAAAAAGGAGAAGAAGAGUCUGGUGCCGGAAAAAUUCCAGCAGCAGAUCCGGCAGGAAGCGGACAAGUCCAAAGACAAGCCGUUGGGCGGGUUAAACUUGGGUCGGUUUAAGCUGCGCGAAGAGUCGCCGGAUUCGGACGAUGCCGGAAGCUCGAGCGUGUUUGCCCGCUGGAAGAACAAAACGGCGGCAACGAUCAGCUCAACCACUGCGGGCCCAUCCGUCAGUGCCUUGAUGCGCGAUGCCAGCAACACACCGAAGGUACUGCAAAAGAACAUUCCCACACCCGGGAGUGUACGCAGUGUGGCGCAAGCAAAACCAAAACCACAAACGUUCGCGGAGAGCGAUGAAGAGGAGGACGUGAAGAUAGUCCACACCAGCGUGAAGGUUAACCGUAACGAUGUAUCCGUGCUGUAUGACGCAGAGGAUGAUAAGCCGACGAAGAAGAUGAAUGAAAGUGUGGCCACAUCGCACGCCCGUAGCGAGGGGGGAAGACGUGAAGCGGCCCUCACACCGAAGGCCGAUUCGAAGAAACCAUCCAAACUGCACGAUACAUCUUCUUCCAAGUUUAAAGAAUUCCUAAACCUUGCCGGGUCGACGAAUGGCGAACUGAAGCGAAAUGACGAAAGGAAAAGCUUGACUGCAACAACCCCGGAGGCUAGAAAACCACUAACAAAUCAUGUACAUUCUGAGCAGAAGAAGAACACACCGGUUAAACCACAGGACCAAUCCCGUCCACCAUUGUCCAUCGAGAAGCAAAAGGUGCCGCCUGCGAAGCGAUUGUCCUCUCCGUCGAAAAGCCCGGCCAACAACCAACGGGACGCCUCACCUAAUUUGAAAAAACCGAGACUAUCAAACGGCCUCGUGGAGGACAGUGAUACAGAGGUACAGAAGAAACCGGUACAGUACAAACCGUUUGGCAAGCUGCUGGAAAAUGUGGUUCUGGUUAUAAGUGGAAUACAGAAUCCCGAUCGUGCCGACAUUCGUAACCAAGCGCUGGCGAUGGGAGCUAAGUACAAGCCUGAUUGGGAUGCGUCCUGUACCCAUCUGAUCUGUGCGUACAAAAACACUCCAAAGUACAACCAGGUGCACGGGAAGGGAAAAAUCGUAAAGCAAGACUGGAUCAAAAAAUGUUACACCAACCGGAAACGACUUUCCUGGCGCAAGUUCGCCCUGGAUACGGUGGAAGCAAAUGCAUCCGAUUCGGAAGCUGAAAUUGUAGAUAUUGCGAACAAACCGGUGGACAAGGUGGAGGAAAACCAGUCCGACGACGUCACCGUAGUGGACACCGUACAGGAAGGGGCCGUAAUGCUGCACGAGUUGAGUGACACGGAUGAGGACGCUAUCUAUGGCCAAUCUGCACAGAAAGUGUACGAGAAAAGUACGGAAGAGGAAGGCGAUCGGGCAAACGAGGACAGUGGUGCAGUGGACGGUGGGUUGGAUUUCUUCAAGGGGAAAAAGUUUUACCUGCAUCCCGAGUUGCCGGCCGUGGAUAAUAUUAAGCUCGAACGGUACAUACAGACGUUCCGGGGAAGCGUUUGCACCGAGAUGACCAGGGCGGAUUAUGUGAUUGCUCGCAGCAAGCAUACCUUGCCGUCGUCCAGCCGGGCUGAGCUGGUGAAACCGCUUUGGGUGUACGAGUGCAACGACAUGGAAUGCCUGAUACCGGUAAAUCGAUAUCGAAUUGUUUAGUGACCCCGCUCUCCCGGGCGCUGUGUAACAUGACCAUCAAUGGGACGAGAAA